AAGCGGAAGAAAAAUUGAGAACAAAAGAGAUCCGGAAAAAAAAGAAAGGAAAAAAGACAGUGCCACCGACGCGAACGCGUCUCACACGCGACAUAUUUUUGAGACAUGUUCUUCGCGGCAUCGCCCCCACAACCUGUGCCCUUCGACCGCCUCUACCUUAUCCUGUAGCCGCAGCCAUGCCUCGAGGUAGACCUUCAUCCAAGGUUGCUUUGCAAGACUUCCCCUACGACACCAUCGAAAAGAUUGUCGCACAUUCCCUAGAUCCCGAUACGGCACUCGUGACUCCCACCGUCCUUGUCAAAGGCGCACGCAAAGAUAUCUCCGAAUGGGAUGUCCAGGAACACCGACCGACUCUUCUCUACGAUUACUGGGCGAGCUUCAAGGGUAGAACUCGACAAGAGGUUCUCGGUAUCGGAGAGCUGUAUCAUCCUUUCCGGUUUCGGCGACACCGUCGCGUCCGCGGCCAAUGGCAGGUGCUUGUCCAGUGGCUAGGAUACUCGGACGAAGGAGAGGAUGUGUCCUGGGAGCCGGCCGUUAAGAUGCGCAUCGACGCGCCUGGUGUUAUGACCGACUACUGCGGAUACGUGGAUGACGAGAGUGCGAAGGCGGCUCUCUUGGGCCUGAUGGCCCGAGCAGAAAACAACGAGGACGUUGAACUGGAGAAGGAGGAUGUCAAGGCCUCUAUCGGGACUCCCGCGCCUUCCAAGCAAGCAACGAAGCGCAAGAGAGAGAGUCUGGCCGAGCAGCCCGAACCUGUCAGCGAUAGGCGCCGGCCGUCCUCUAGGUAUGACUUGACACCUGCAACCAAGUCGCCCCCUCCCAUAUUGUCUUCUUCGAAGCGGAGACAAUCACAGGCUCCUCCCGACGCCUCGAUCCCACCCCAGACGACGCCGAAAUCCUCCCUCUCUACCAAACGACAAUCGAAGCUUCCCGUGGGAACCGUUGCGAAUGGUGUCUCCUCACCUGUUCAGUCACAGCCUCAGUCAAGACGGAAAAGCACGCGAGCAGCCUCUGUGGCAGUCCCGAGCGCCACAGCAUCACAGCGUCUUAACCCUGCGGAUGUCCCGCGGACGAUGCUGUGGUUCAUGGACGACUUCACUGUCGGCGACAUGCAAAAGGUUUGCCGCUUCAUUGACGAGCACUGCACUGGGAAACUUCGCCUGUCUCUUUAUAGCGGUGGUGAUUGGGAUGGCAAGGCUGCCAGCGGGAGGUGGGAAGACGUCUUCAUGGUCAGCCCACUCGGUCGCCUGGGUCGGUACGAUAUCGAGGAUGAGAAGGAGGAUUGAUGUGUGUGUUGGAUAAGGGACUGAGUGUUGGUCCCAGCAGGACUGCUGUCAGCCCAUGUUACUGAGAUGGCCAUUAAGCAUAUCCUAUCCGACUCUGUCUAGGGCGUCCGACAAGAUGGCAAUAUCGUACGGCUGGUGGAAAUUUGCACCGGUGCAAUCUAUGUGCGGAAAUCUUCAAGCUAGCUAUGCUUGCAACAGCCCAGGUACCUACGAAUUAUGAUGCGCUUCAUUCAGCUUCUUCUGGCUGCC
Molecule: messenger RNA, 1535 nt
Organism: Colletotrichum destructivum
Lineage: Eukaryota; Fungi; Ascomycota; Sordariomycetes; Glomerellales; Glomerellaceae
Product: Putative chromo/chromo shadow domain, Chromo-like domain superfamily protein
Exons: 3
Coding region: 177-1286 (369 amino acids)
Source: RefSeq, a predicted model, not a curated record